This is a messenger RNA of Colossoma macropomum (tambaqui), 8069 nucleotides long. RefSeq names its product RIMS binding protein 2 (gene rimbp2). Gene Ontology annotation, molecular function: protein binding. Gene Ontology annotation, biological process: neuromuscular synaptic transmission. Lineage: Eukaryota; Metazoa; Chordata; Actinopteri; Characiformes; Serrasalmidae. The coding region runs from base 420 to 5198 and encodes 1592 amino acids. The record is from RefSeq and is a predicted model, not a curated record. The transcript has 27 exons.
UGAAGAGUGAGCUGUUCCCUCUGCACAUAGCGGACCUGCAGGCGUAUCAUCUGCUGGAGGAUCGUCAGCCCUCUGUCCAGUUCAGCCUCAGCCAGCUCAGAAAACACCACAGACUGCUGGAGACUGAGAUCAGCAGGAAAAGGAAGGAGUGUGAAGUUCUCGAAGAGGAGGUGAAGAAAAAGAGCCAGUCAUGUCAAACCUUGGAGAGUGAGCUCCAGAAUGUUCUGCAGGGAAAAACACGUUUAAAUGUCCAGUUGUUCGCUGAUACCCAGAAGACUGCAGAGUAUGAGCAGGUGCAGAGUGAGUAUGAGCGUUUGCGGGCCGCUCUGUGUGCUGUGACUGUGGAGAGAGAUUGUGCUCUGUGGGAGAGGACUCAGCUCCAAGGCAAACUGGAGAACCUAGAGCAGGUGCUGAAGCAUAUGCGUGAGGCUGCGGAGAGGAGGCAGCAGUUAGAGUUGGAGCAUGAGCAGGCCCUGGCCGUCCUUAGUGCCAAGCAGCAGGAGAUCGACCUUCUGCAGAAGGCUCAGGUUGAGGCCAAAAAGGAACAUGAAGGUGCCGUCCAUUUGUUAGAGAAUCACUUGGACAGCAUGCAGGCUAAAGUGAGGGAGCUGGAGGAGAGAUGCCGGACUCAGAGUGAGCAGUUUAAUCUGCUCUCUAAAGAGCUGGAGAAGUUCAGACUUCAGGCCGGAAAGUUUGACAUCCUGAGCUCCAGCCAGCUGUCAGGGGGUGACUCACCCGGCUCUCCCACCAAAACCCCCUCGCUCUCCCAGCUCCUCAAUGGCCUGGCGGCCCCCGCGGGGAAGGGUAAUGAAGGUUCCCUGAGCAAGUCUGUGAUUUCGGAGUUCAUCCGGCCUCUACAGAUGAGCGGGGGGGAGAAGGCGGAGCUUCUGUCCGUCAAACCCAGCUUCCUGUCCCGGAGCACGCCGUCCAGCCCCCGCCGGGCCUUCCUCUCUGAGGUCCGUCCCGUCAUCGCUGCUGCUAUGGACAAAGAGCUCAACCUGUCCCCCCGCGCUAAGCCUAGGUUCACAGGCAAAGUCAGACUGUGCGUUGCCCGCUAUAAUUACAAUCCAUACGAUGGCCCCAAUGAGCACCCAGAGGCAGAGCUCCCCCUGGUGGCUGGGAAGUAUCUCUACAUUUACGGGACCAUGGAUGAGGACGGCUUUUAUGAAGGGGAGCUGUUGGACGGCCAGCAGGGCCUCGUCCCCUCCAACUUUGUGGACUUUGUCCAGGACGAGGACCCUCUCUCCACUUCACUGUCGGAGCGCCUGAAAGAAUCGUCCUACCUCAACCACAGCCCAGCCUCUCUGGGCAGCAGCAGCGCCGUAAGCACACUAAGCACUCUGCUGUCCGAGAAGCUGGAGGCUUUAGGCUCCUGCACAGGCACGGGAACCAGCAGCAGCAGUGGAGUUAGCAGUCUGGGGCCUAGCUUGGGGUCUACUUUGGGCUUAGGCCUAGGCUUAGGCCUGGGUCACCACAGCCUGGGCUCAGGGGACCCUCUGGGACCCUGCAGUAAUGGCUCUGGUACUGCCACUCUAGACCUUAGCAUUGAUGAAAUUGGAGAAGACGUAGUGCCUUACCCCCGCCGCAUCACUCUCAUCAAGCAGUUAGCCAAGAGCGUGAUCGUGAGCUGGGAUCCUCCGGUGGUGCCGCCUGGUUGGGGGUCCAUAAGCGGCUAUAACGUUCUGGUAGACCAGGAGGUGCGCAUGAGCGUGCCGUUCGGCACCCGCACCAAGUCGCUAAUUGAGAAGCUCAACCUAGCCACCUGUGCCCACCGCAUUUCGGUGCAGAGCGUGACAGACCGUGGCCCCUCAGACCCCCUGCGCUGCACCCUGCUGGUGGGGAAGGAUGUGGUGGUGGCGCCGCACUGCCUGCGCGUGGACAACGUGACCCAAACCUCAGCCGAGCUGUCCUGGAUGCCCAGCAACAGCAACUACAGCCACGCCAUCUUCCUCAACGACGCAGAAUACGACGUGGUCAAGCCGGGCAGCUAUAGGUACCGCUUCUACAACCUGAAGUCCGUGACCAUGUACAAGGUGCGGGUUGUGGCCAAGCCUCACCAGAUGCCCUGGCAGCUGCCACUAGAGCAGAGGGAGAAGAGGGAGAUCUCAGUGGAGUUCUGCACACAGGCUGCUGGCCCCCCCUUCCCACCACAGGAUGUCCAGGUGCAGAGUGAUCCAUCUCCAGGUGUCCUGCAGGUGCGCUGGAAGCCCCCCCUUCUCACCCCCAGCGGCACCUCCAAUGGAGCCAGCGUCAUCGGUUACGUGGUCUGCACCAAAGGUCAAAAGAUAGCGGAGGCGAUGUACCCCACAGCGGAAUACGUGACAGUGGAGGUGAACCGUAUUCAGUGUCUGGAGGCGCGUGAGGUGGUGGUCCGGACCAUCUCAGCACAAGGCGAGUCUCAGGACUCCAAUGCUGCUGCCAUUCCACACAACCUGCUGGCGGCUCCGCCCCACUCUCGCCCGCCUCCGCACCCCCAGCCACACCCACCGCCUCCCCCUUACCCACAGAGCUACCCUCCGACCCACCCUCAACCGCACCUCCAGCAGCCCGUAUCCCACCCCGUCCUGCACCCGCCGCCUCUUCACCCCCAACACCCGCACCCUCCUCCUCCACCCCCUCCACAACACCCCCACAUCCACCCUCCAUCCUCCCCCCACUCCAUCCCCAAACACAAACUCCUACCAAGUGCCAGAGACCCCCAUGCCAAAGAGCCUGAGCUGGCCCGGAGGCCCUGGGACCCUCACCCCCGGGCCCCUUCGCCCCUACCCCCUCCUACUCCUGGGGGCCACGGCCUGGAGCCUCCUCCGCACCCGGAGGGCCGGCGCUCACCGUCGCCCCAGAGGAUCCUGCCACAGCCUCAGGGAGCCCCCAUCCCCAACACAGUGGCCCGCGCUAUGGCCCGGCAGGCCGCCCAGAGAAACAGCUCCAACAACAGGACGGAGAGGAGGAACAUCUUCAGCGAGAGGAGUAAUGCCCUUCACUCCCUCAACUCCGAUGAGGAAGAGGAUGGUUACGACUCGCCCCACGCCAGACGGAGAGGAGCCUCAGUGGACGAGUUUCUCAGGGGUUCAGAACUGGGCAGACAUCACCACCACUACAGUCACAGUGAGGAGUAUUACACUGAGAGUAGCCGUGGUUCUGACCUGUCUGAUAUAAUGGAGGAGGAUGAGGAGGAGUUGUAUUCGGAGAUGCAGCUGGAGGAAGGGCGCCGCCGCAGCAUCAACUCACACAACACGCUCAAGGCGUACUACAGGCGGCAGGACCUAGCCGGGGUGGACGAGCAGGACAGCUGGGACUUGCAGCGGGAGGUGGUCCGCCAGCGCUCCCUUCGCUCCCACAAGCGCCUCCACAGCAUCCCGGAGGUGGCUGAGGAGGAGCUGCCGGACACCGGGUCGGAUGUCAUGGGUCAGCGGCUUCGCUUUGAGGAGGCCCGGCCUGGGACGUCCAGGGUCUACCAGCAGGACCAGCAGCAGCAGCAACAGCAGCAGGUUGACCACCUUUCUCCAGGCAAGGGUGUCCGAAGGUUGCAAAGACAGCGCUCUUCCCCUCGCUACACAUCCUUGGAGGGUUCUUUAGGUCCUGGGGGUCCUGGGAGUCCCAGGGGUCCCGGCUGGAGCAGCAGCAGCAGCAGGCAAACCACCAAAAGCCCAGACAGUGGCCUGGACUGUGGAAGUGAGGAAGAAGGCUCGUUGGGGUACCGUGGAAGCUACCACUACCAUUACCAUAGCAGCCCUCUGAGGGUGGGGUCCGGACCCAACAUGCGCAUCAUCCACAGCGAGGGUCCCGUGGAAAGACGGGCGCUGGCCGCCGGCAGGAAAAGGACGCUGACCCGGCAGUCCAGCGUGGAGGAGGACUUCCUGGACGCGGCUGAGCUGAGGAGCCACUACUAUCGGCCGCAUCAUCACCUUCACCAUCAUCACCUUCUUCUUCGUCACCCGCAGCGAAGGUUCCGGAGCGAGGGCAGGCUGACUGAGGUUGGCAGGAGCUAUAGCAGGGACAUUAGGGCCCACUCUGUGGCCAGACUCAACAGGGCUGUGGAUGAACCUCUGAUUUUAGGGAACUCCCCCCCGACGGGACGCUCGGAUCGACUGGACCAGUCUGGCCGUAGGACGAGUCAUGGCUGUCCGCCCCCCCAGAGAAGGCCUAUGAUGGUUCCUUCCAUUGAGAUCACCAUGGAGAAUAACAGUGAGGGGAGUGAGGGGAACCUCUCACCCAAGGACGAUGUUUACUAUGGCAGUGUAGCUCACCGCAGGAAAUGGCCGGCACAGCGCUCAGAGCACCGAUAUGAUGGCUAUGGUGGACGGGACAGGCGCUCUCCAGACUAUUUCGAGGAAUCUGAACUGGAUGACCUGCCGCGGAUUUUUGUGGCGCUGUUUGACUAUGACCCCCUGUCCAUGUCACCCAACCCUGACGCUGCAGUUGAGGAGCUGCCUUUUAAAGAGGGCCAGAUUAUAAAGGUGUUUGGGGAAAAGGACACGGACGGUUUCUACAGGGCUGAAAUCUGUGGCCGGCGGGGGCUCAUCCCCUGUAACAUGGUCUCAGAGAUCCAGACUGAGGAUGACGAGAUGAUGGAGCAGCUCCUCAAACAGGGCUUCCUUCCACUUAACACGCCUGUCGAAAAAAUAGUGAAUUGCGAUAGGUUCAAAGACGGCCGCUCGCUAAACCGCAGGUCUCGGAAAUCCAAGAGAGAGAGGAACAGGAGGAGCGGAAGGCACCCGGUGUCCACCCAUCGGAUGGUGGCUCUGUACGACUACGACCCCAGGGAAAGCUCUCCUAACGUAGAUGUGGAGGCCCACUAUGAGGGCAUCAGACUGAGUGAUGAGGCUGAGCUGACCUUCUGUGCUGGGGAUGUGAUAACGGUGUUUGGGGAAAUCGAUGAAGAUGGGUUUUAUUAUGGAGAGUUGAAUGGACACAAAGGCCUGGUGCCCUCUAACUUUCUGGAAGAAGUGCCUGAUGAUGUGGAGGUUUACCUCACAGAGCCCCCCAGCCGGCAUCCCCAGGACCACCCUGGCCGGACAAAGACCAAAAGGGUUCCCGUGGAAAAAGCGGGGGGCUCUCCGAGACGAAGCGCCACACACACAGUGCGGCCCCAGGGGCCCGGAAGCCCCGCCCCACGACGGCCCCAAACCAUCCCUAAGAAACAAGGAUUGCUCUCCAGAGGAAAGAAACUGUUGAAAAGGUUCGGUGCUGUGAAAUAGGGUUCAGUGCUCCGCCUCCUUCCAUUCCGGUUAACGGUGUAUAGACUGUAGACCCAGUCUGGCAAAGCGAGGGGACAAAAUCAAAGAAACACCCUCCCAUCUUUCUUCCAUUUCUGUUAACCUCUUGAACCCUAGGCUUAUUUAGACUCCUUAUUAUUCCAUGAAGUCUAUACGUUUUUCAGCAAAUAUGAACGUUCUGUGUUGUGGGCCCCAGAUUUGGGUCCAGUGAGGGGGACCAACAUUGAAAGGCUGUAGUCUACAUACAGUACUAUCGCCACAUAAGGUGCAGAUUUCAUGUGUAAGUCUAGGUAAGUAAAGUACGAGUUACCAUAUUCACGUUUCAAUAGUAAAACACAAAAUCAAGCAGCAUUAUAAACAGGAGUGACAUGUGGAUGUAGUGUAGAUAGAUUAACUUUACAUGAUAAUUAUGCCAUGAAGCUGUUAUACUGCAUUAAAUUGAAGCUCACAACUUGGAAUUUCCCACCUCCAACUAAGAAAAAUAAAAGAAAACGCUCCCUCAGCUGUGAAUUCCUGCUCGGAAAGUGCUCCAACCUCAGCGUAUGAAGUCAAAGCAACAUGGCUGCUUACAUCGUCAAUGGUAAUAAAGAACCACUUCUGCUGCUUUAAAUAAUAUUCGUUUUAGAUCACUCAACAUGUGACCACAGUAGUAGGUUCAAAUAUAACAUUGACCAUAAAGUUCAGUUUGAGAAGGUAAAUACAUCAUGACUGUGUAAGUUAUCACUCAUGUCACUAACGUUAGCUGGCUAGCUUGUUGCUAACAGCAGGUUGAAAAUGACACAAUUCCAAGCUUCGUUUCCCACUUCCGAGCAAAGCUGAAUACAGCAUUAUGCCACCUGGUGCACUAAGUGCUGCUGCACACCGACAGAGACUUUUAUUUGGCACAGCUCAGUAGGCAGUGCCUUUUCAUUUUAGCUUGUAAUGAAAAUGCAGCAUGACUGGUGUGGGAAGUUUAAAGGUGCAGUGUGUAAGAUUGGGGGAACUAUUAGCACAAAUGGAACAUAUUAUAUAAAACCGUGUUUUCAUUACUGUACAACCACCUGUAAAUCACCUAUUAGUACGAAUCAUUAUGUUUUCGUUAGCUUAGAAUGAUCCUCUUCCAACAAAAGCUGCCGUGUUUCUACAGUAGCCCAGAAUGGACAAACUAAACACCGGCUCUGAAGUGGCUGCCGGUAAUGGCUAAUUAUGUGUUGUGAGAAUUUUGACAAAUGGAGGAUCAUGUUGUUUAGCACAAGAAGAAGCAAGGAAUGGUGAAUCCUUGAAGUGAAAACAUGAUGGCAACCAGAGGUUCUACUACACACUUGGAAAGGGAGGGGUGAGGGAGGGGUAUUCAGUUGGUUGCAAACUGCAGCCUCACUGCUAGAUGCCAUUAAAUCUCACACACUGCACCUUUAAUGGAAAAUAUUAUCAAUAAUAUAAGCCAUGUACGUUUUUUCAACAACCAGAAAACUGUAAAAAAGUUGGAGGGACAUGUUGCCCUUGGUCCCCCUCUCUUAAUUUGCACCAGUGGUGGGCCCACAUGCAGACCCUUAGGGUUUAAGGGGUUAAUUUAAGGUUCAUUUUUGGCAUUGAAAUGGAAAAGAAGAAAAGGAAAAUGGUGGAAACUGGGGUUUUCAUGACCACAGGCCAAACUAGUCGAUUCUUAUACCUCGUUUUCUGUUUGCGUGUCCUCUACCGCAAACACAGAGACGCUACAAAACGCUACAGAACCUCUCAGUCUUGAAUGUACAGUCAUGAGUAUGGAGUUGGGAGAGACUUUUCUCUGGGAUUGUGAGCUCUGGCUUUGAUCACAUGAUCUUUAUUAUGCAGUAUGACGAUAGCAGUAACGAAUCUCAAAACAUUUUCUAUGAUCAGAACCUAAAAAACGCUUUUAGCACAUUACACGGCAUCCAAAGGCCUCAAGAUGGGAGAACGCUACAACUUGAUAUUAGCACAAGUUAUUACGGGUUUAGCACAAGUAACAGGUGGGUUUUGGAAGCACUGUGGAUAGAAUAUGUAUGGAUUUCCCUACACGGAGGGAAAAAAAUGAAAUACUAAUGCACCCUGCCACUUUUGACUAGUUUCCCAGUUUUGGGUGGUCAUGAAAUUCCUAGUGGGGCUCAGCCCCCUCAUAUUUGCCUUAUAAAAUGCACAGUGGUUUGUGUGGCGGCCAGUCGGGCGGGUGAAAUUUGUCUCGUUUGUACUGUGUGCGUUCGUGUCAAUGCUUUCUGUUCAUGCAAACAUACUAAAAAAACUGUUUCAGUGUUGUGCUGCUUACUGCAAAAACCUCACAAAGAGUCGAAGGCUGGAGGUUUGGAGGGGAAAGGGGUGGGAUUCAUGCCUCUAAUAUGUAAAUCAGACCAAACUAUUGAUUUCCAAGCCAAUCAGGGGGGGAUAAUUUGAAUCUUUCGCAGUUGUAAUUUUUCUCCAAAAUGUAAUGCUAGCAUUAGCAUCAAGCUUUUUUUCUGUAGAACUGAUGUGACGUUCUGUGCUGAUGAACGACUAAGUCAUUUCUGUUGACUUUCCCAGAAGACAUUAGAGUUGUGAAUGUAAGGCCCAGAGGCAUUUCCAACCUCUCAGAGCUACCAUGUCAGGAUGGGAUAACUAGGUACUCGUGCUUGUACUGUAUUUCCUCCUUCUCUCUCUCUCUCUCUCUCUCUCUCUCUCUCUCUCUCUCUCUCUCUCUUUCUCUCUCUCUCUCUCGCUCUCUCUCUCUUCUAAAAGAAUAAUUCCCACUCUCUUUUUCUCUUCCUCAUUCCAUCGUUUCAUUUUGCACUUUGUCUGAACGAAGAUUCUAACAUAAGUGUUUGGAGUGAGACUGCCAAAAAAAAAAGGAAUGUAUGAAACAUUCUGUAUAUCUUGUACAAUUUUCAG